UGCGCAUGCGCAGUCAUUUGUCAGAGGCCAUCUUCCUGAGUGGAAACGAAUGCGACUUAUUCUUUGGGAAACGUACGUCUGUUGAGCAGAUUUCCUAACCAGAAAGCAUCAAGAUGUUAUUCAGAAUUGGUGCAUUGCUGUUCUGUAUAUUGUUAACCGAUAAUGUGGGCUUGGCAAUAAAAAUUAUGCCAGGUUAUGCUGAGUACAUGGUACUUUCUGAUGAAAAACUUGUACUUAACUGCUCCAACACACCUGUACAAGGUGCUUUAAAGUGGUACAGAAAUGACAUACUUUUGAACAGCGACACAUCUGCCAACUUGGAGAUUCGUGGCAAAGCAGAGAGUGGUGAUAAUGUCAGCAUUUUGACGUACUCCCCUGUGAGCGAGAACAGGUCAGGAGAAUAUAAAUGUAAAAGUGAGGUUGGCACAAGUCCCCCAAGUGUAGCAGCAGAGGCAAAAAUUACAGUCUUUGAUAUAACAGUCAAGACAACUGAGGCAGAGUUUGAGUACAAAGAGGAUGCAACACUGGGAUGUGAGGUUCCAAUAUCAAAUGUUAACAUUGUAUGGAAGAAGAACAAUACUAAUGUUAGUGAUCUGCAGACAGCGAGCAGCACAGCAAAGUUUGUCCAACAUCAAAAUGGAACACUAGAGUUCAAAAAUCCAACUCGAGAAGAUGCUGGCUUGUACUUCUGCACAUUUCAAACACAAGCUGGACAGCAAGUGAAAAUUCCUGUGGCGUUCUAUGCUAAACCCAUGGUGCUGCCUUUUGAGAAGUCGAAGAAUCUAGUGCAAGAAGAAAGAUUAGAGAUUCGUUGCAAAGCGCUUGGAUAUCCCCAGCCAACCAUUUAUUGGUUCAAGGAAGAUGUUCCAAUUCCACCUGACGAUAAGGAGUCACGAUUCACUUUGUCAGAUGUGGAUGGGUUUCCUAAUGCUCGUCUUGAAAUUGCUUCUGUCAACUUUGAUGAUGCAGGAAACUACAUGUGUCUGGCAAAUAGUACUAAAUUUUCAGACAUGAACGCCAACCAGACGAUCCACAUCCGCGUAAAGGACAAACUGGCAGCUCUGUGGCCAUUCCUUGGCAUUGUGGCUGAAGUGGUUGUGCUUUGUACAAUCAUAUUUAUUUAUGAAAAGAAACGUAACAAGGAUGCUAAUGCCGAGGAAGAUGUCAACCAAGAUGGAGCAACACCUGAAAAGAAAUCUGAGGGUGUGCGCCACCGUGGUAAUACAAAUAAUCCAAGGGCUUGAAUGUAUAAUGUCAUCACAUCUAGAAACUGCCUGGAAAUUUUUUUCUUAAAUCUUGACACAUUUUCUGCUUUUCUUUCACUAUAUUUAUGCAGAAUAUUUUUUAGCAUGGUUACCCUGUUUACCCUCACUCCCUCCCCCCAUGUUUGUUUUUCCUACCAUCUCUUUUAUAAAUGAGGAGGGGGAACUAAGCAUUUUCAUAACUAUGACCUUUUUAGGAAAAAUCUUUGUUCCUGAGUGAUCAACUUUUUUUUUGCCUCUACUGUGAUUACACUUUUUCUGGGAAACAUUUUACACAUUUUUAUUCCCAUGUAAGUGACACUUCAUGUGUUUGAACUUUGUGGUUUUGCAUGUGUGGAGUAAAUUUUUUUCACCCAAAGCUAGAUUAUUUCAUAAUAGGAUUAGUAAUUUUGUGUGAAGAAGGAUUGUUGCUUGAAGCUAACCUUCCUGUUGUAUGAAUGUUUUUGCGCAACAUUUUUCUCAGAGGGACGUCAAGGUCUGAUGACUGCAGUGUAUGGGAAGUUUUGUCAUUAAGGUUUGUCUGGUGUGUCAUGUGUGUCUGAAUUGUUAGAGACAUGGAUCUGAGUGAAAGUGCAAAGUGCAGGCUUUUUGAGUGUGCUAUGUGAUAUUCUGAAGAAUAAAAUCACUAUUAAUAACUUGUUUUAAACAUUGAUAAUACUGAUCUUAAUGUUGUGAUUGGUCUGUUAGAAGAUACAUUAUUUUAUAGAUUAGCUCGGUUUGUUUUUCCAAAAGAGCAUUGUCAUCUGCAAGGUGAAGACUAAAUAUGUAUAUAAGAUUUGCCAGUAAUCUGUGUUAUUGCAAAAGAAAGAUCCCAAAACAUCUGCUUCAUGAUUUUUUGAAAUGCAUCAGAUUUUUUUUGUAUACUAUGCUGUAGAAGUAUUCUGUGGUGUAGUUGAUGGCAUUCUUGAAAUUUGUAUUCCUACAGUAAAAUGAUGCUGUUUGUAUUACUGCAAAUGUAAGUAUGGCAACAUUUGUUUAGAUGUAAAUUGCACUUUUUCCAAAACUUUUCCUCUAGUCUUGGAUACAUAACUUGCAUUUACGUUUUUUUUAGGAUCUGCUGCUAUAUUGACUACCAUUAACAUUUUUUGGGAAAAAGUCAUUUCUGACAAUUGGGGAGGGGGGAACAGUUGAAGAUUGUAGACUGUCCCUUGAUUAAUAAGAUUUUAUGGUAGCAGGGAAGGGAGAUAAUGUCCAAAGUGGCAAAGUAUAUGUGGAUGGUUAACUACAAAUUGAAUUAGAUGGAAACAACUACAAUGUUUCAAAGGUGAUCCAUACAUAAGAGACGUGCCACUAGAAGCACAUAUAUCGUGGUAUCUUUGGAAAUAUUUUCUUAAUCCAACUCAUUAGCAUUGUUAGACACGUGUCAUUCAGAUUCUUCGAUAUGCAUGAAAUUCAAGCAUUUUCCAAAACAAAAUACGGAAAGUGUUAGAAGAACAAAUAAGAACUCUCUAUGAAGUUUAAAACAUUCAGGAAUUGGCUGUUUCUACCUCAUUGCUUCCUGAGAAAACGCUUUCUUGCAAAUAAACAAGAAAUAAGGUACCACUAGCAACAAAAAAUAGUCAUCCUGUUUACCAGUGAAGGGAUAAGGUUUAUUUCAAAAAUGUUAAGGUAAAGCUAUGAUAUUGCAAUAAAAAAAUGGAAGCACAUUGUAACACCAGUUAGGUUGCAUUCAGCAUGUAUACAUAACAUUGCCAAUGUGUUCACUAUUAUUCUUUACCUUUACAUGUUUGAUUUUUAGAAUAGUAACUGUUUUAUGUUAGUAAUUCUAAUUCUUUCCUUAAGUAGCAUACUGGCCAGAAAUCAGUCUGUGCAUUUAACUGUAACAGUUAAUGUGUGUGUUCUUAAGAACUGACAAUUGUUAGGCUCAAAGAAAUGAGAAUCUGCAAUCUUUUUUGAACACCUUUAGGUCCUUUUAAGCAUUGGAUGUUAACCAACUUUCUCCAAAAUGUGUUUUUUGUCAGACUGCAUCUUUUUUAUUAUUAAUAUUGACUUUUAUUCUUAUGUAUACACACAUUUCAGUGUUUUAUGCUGCUUGCGGCGUGGUAUUGUGCAGUUUAACAAAAGCGUUCCUCGUAAACAAUGAUGUAGAUCAGCCAAAAUACUAUAUUAUAUAAGACUGUAUAUACAGUGCUGCAGUUAUAGCAUCUUGGCUGUUGCAGGAAAUAAAAUUAGUUAUUCCAUUUCAGCAUCUAUAUAGUCCUGUUCUGCAGUUUAAGGUUUAAAAAAAAAAGUAGACUAUCCUCAUUCCUAUUCUGAAGACAGAAUAAUCAGUUUCAUGUAUUAAAAUAGGGAAAUGUCUUGAGUCA
Molecule: messenger RNA, 3568 nt
Organism: Pomacea canaliculata
Lineage: Eukaryota; Metazoa; Mollusca; Gastropoda; Architaenioglossa; Ampullariidae
Product: neuroplastin-like
Exons: 8
Coding region: 114-1244 (376 amino acids)
Source: RefSeq, a predicted model, not a curated record